This is a messenger RNA of Penicillium cinerascens, 1800 nucleotides long. Its product is annotated as Siderochrome iron transporter 2. Lineage: Eukaryota; Fungi; Ascomycota; Eurotiomycetes; Eurotiales; Aspergillaceae. Gene Ontology annotation, biological process: transmembrane transport. Gene Ontology annotation, molecular function: transmembrane transporter activity. The transcript is spliced from 3 exons. Bases 1 to 1800 code for a protein of 599 amino acids. The record is from RefSeq and is a predicted model, not a curated record.
AUGGGUGUUUUCGACAGCAUCAGGCGGCGCGAUGAGAACAGCCGAAUUGUGAAGGUUUCAGGGUCAUCUGCAGAGGAAAGCGACGAAGUCAGUGAAGUCCCUGCUCAGACCAGCUCUCUGGAGUGGCAGGACGAGACGGAAAUCAAGCAGCACCCCGAUGAGGUCAAUGCGAAUGCUUCUGUCGGGUUGCAGAAAGCUGAGGCUGCUGCGUUAGUCUACAGCAAGAAGUCACUCAUUGGAAUCUAUGCAUGGAUAUGGGUCUGCUUUUUCGUCUUAUCCUUCCACGAGACGAUGUUGACCAACCUCACGAACUAUGUUUUCGCCGGAUUCUCGUCUGCGCCUCAGGUGACUACUUCUUAUAUUGCCUCGACCAUCAUCGGCGGUGUGAUGAAGCUCCCUCUGGGUAAGACUCUGAACCUUUGGGGCCGUGCCGAGGGUCUGUUGGCCUCGCUGCUAGUCUAUAUACUUGGUAUCAUUAUCCUGGCUGCCUGUGAUGGUCCCAACGCGUAUUGCGCAGGCUAUAUCUUUUACUGGAUCGGUUACGACUGUCUCUAUCUCACCCUGCAGAUAUUCGUUGCCGAUACCACUGGGUUACGCAACCGAGCUUGGGCUUUUGCUUUCGUUCAAACGCCUUUUAUCUGUACCGCUUUUACGGCGCCUUUGGCCGUGACUUCUUUCAUUAACACAUCGGGCUGGCGCUGGGCAUUUGGUGUUUUCGCCAUUGUUCAGCCUUUUGUCUUCGCCCCUUUAGCGUUGGGUUUCAAAUACUACGAGAAGCAGGCCGAGAAAAAGGGUAUCCUCAGAAGAGAGCGGAGCGGACGCUCUGUUGGGCAGUCGAUAGUUCAUUACCUUCAUGAAUUCGAUGUUAUCGGUGCAUUCAUUAUCAUGGCCGCUUUUAUCUUGUUCCUUCUUCCCUUUAGCAUCACUUCCAACGGCGUAUCUCAAUAUUCCAGCGCUACAUUCAUUGCGAUGAUUGUUGUCGGAAUCUGCCUCUUCCCAGUCUUCGCGAUCUGGGAGAAGUGGUUCGCUCGCAUCCACUUUAUUCGAUGGGAAUUAUUCAAAAAUCGCUCUGUCGCCGGCGCCUGCUUACUAUCUGCCGUUGUCUUCUUCAGCUUCGACCUUUGGAACACAUAUUUCCAGAACUUCCUCCUCGUUAUUUACAACCUUGACUACACGACGGCUGGAUACUUGAUGUCGACUUAUAACGUCGGCUCCUGCUUCUGGUCGGUUGUUGUCGGAAUUUAUGUCUACAAGACCAAGCACUUCAAGUAUCUUUGUCUGUUCUUUGGGCUUCCGCUUAUGAUUCUCGGGUCCGGUCUUAUGAUCUACUUCCGAGGCAGCGAGCAUGGAAUCGGUUAUGUGGUCAUGUGUCAAAUCUUCAUUGCCUUCGCCGGAGGUACCCUGGUCAUCGGUGAAGACAUGGCUGUGAUGGCGGGCGGUGACCGUGAAGGCAUUCCCAUGGCUCUGUCCCUUAUUAGCUUGUUUUCAAGUGUGGGCUCGUCGAUCGGAUACGCCGUGUGCGCUGCUAUCGUGAACAACGUCUGGCUGCCGGCCAUCCGGAGUCGUCUCCCUGCGGACAUGAAGUCUCAAGCCAUGGCGAUUUAUCUAGGUGGAGUCACCAAGCAGCAGGGCUUUGCACUUGGUUCUCCAGAGCGCGAGGCUGCCGCCUAUGCUUGGAGCUGGUCUCAGCGGCAGAACUGCAUUGCUUCCACUUGUAUUCUGGUUUUGGGCAUCCCUGCGAUCAUGUUGUGGAAAAACUUCAACGUCGACAAGAAGCAGAACAAGGGCACAGUUAUUUAA